Rotaria sp. Silwood1 is the source of this 765-nucleotide messenger RNA. Lineage: Eukaryota; Metazoa; Rotifera; Eurotatoria; Philodinida; Philodinidae. The record is from the annotation of a GenBank genome assembly.
AUGGGUGGAUAUUUCGAAGGUGACAUACGUAUUCCUAAAAUGCGUAGAGGUGUAGCAGUGCUUGGUGAUUAUGUACGUUGGCCAAGUGGAAUUGUGCCAUAUACUAUUUCAUCGAAUUACAGUACUGAAGAACAAAAUAUAAUUAUUAAUGCUAUGCGAACACUAGAAAACUUAACAGCAGUUAAUAAUGUACUUUGUGUACAAUUUCGUGAGAAAGUUGCUUCUGAUGGAGAAUAUUACAUCAUAAUUGAAAACGGAAUAGGCUGUUCAUCUUAUGUUGGCCGAUUCACAGGAUAUACAUUGAAUCGAACGGUAACAUUGCAAAAUACUGGUUGUCUUUACACAGGCACAAUUAUGCAUGAAUUAAUCCAUACAUUAGGCUUCCGUCAUGAACAAUCACGACCAGAUCGCGAUGAUUAUCAACAACCACGACAAAAUCUACAACAACAACAUCUACAACAACAACCACAAAAACAACAACAUCUACAACAGCAACAACCACAACAACAUCCACAACAACCACAAAAACAACAACAUCUACCACAACAUCUACAACAGCAACAACCACAACAACAUCCACAACAACAACAACAAAAACAACAACAUCUACCACAACAUCUACAACAGCAACAACCACAACAACAUCCACAACAACAACAACAAAAACAACCACAUCUACCACAAUAUCUACAACAGCAACAACCACAAAAACAACAACAACGACAAAAACCUCCACAACAACAACAACAGCCUCCACAACAAUAA